Molecule: messenger RNA, 2378 nt
Organism: Carica papaya (papaya)
Lineage: Eukaryota; Viridiplantae; Streptophyta; Magnoliopsida; Brassicales; Caricaceae
Product: Tetratricopeptide repeat (TPR)-like superfamily protein
Biological process (GO): RNA modification
Molecular function (GO): protein binding; zinc ion binding; RNA binding
Source: RefSeq, a predicted model, not a curated record
GGACUUACAGACUUCACGGUGCAGACAAUUUUAGGGUUUUAAAAGGGUUUUAAUUCCCAUUUUCACUAUCCGGGAGGAAGAUGGCUUCUUCUCUGAUGGCGGUACGGCGUACACGAAGCCCGACAACAACACUGAUGUCUUCUCUCAUCAAGGUACGAUUUUCUCCUCUCCGUCUCACUUUCAGUCAUCCCUGCAAUGGAAAAACCGUAACCCGAACUUCAACCAGAGCCCUGAGCACCUCUGCAAUCCCAAAUGAAUACCAGAAUCCACAAUCGCCUCCUUAUCCCGAACAGUCAUCACUGUCUCAGUCUGAUUCCAGGGCUUUUCAGGGUCAGAUGAACCCUAAUCAGCACUUGAAUGCUCAGAGGCAGAAUACCUCUAACCCUAAUUUUAAUCAAUGGACCCCAGAAAACCAGGGGUAUAACUCAAAUCAAUGGAAUCCACAUACUCAAAACCAGAAUAGAGGAUAUCCUAAUCAGGGACAGGGUUAUCCCAAUAUUACACAGGCUCAUAACCAGCCUUACUCUCCUCAAGGUGGAUAUGGGGAUGGUCAGUUCAACUACCAAAACCAGAAUAGAGUGUAUCCUAAUCAGGGACAGAGUGAUCCCAGUCGGAAUCAGGCUCAGAACCAGCUUUACCCUCCUCAAGGUGGCCAUGGUGAUGCUCAAGUCAGUUAUCAAAACCAGAACAGGGGAAACCCUAAUCAGGGACAGAGUUAUCUGAAUCGAGGAUAUCCUGGACAGAGCCGUCCUCAACAGCAAACCCCGAAUCAGUGGACUCAACAAAGUCAAAACCCUACUCAGUUCACCAACCCCAGCAGCAUGAAUCAAGGGCAGGUUGCGGUUCCUGCGCCUCCUGCUCCUACUCCGCCUGCUCCAGCGCCUCCUUCAGUGGCUGAUAUACUUCGUUUAUGCCAAGAGGGAAAGUUUAAAGAUGCCGUUGGCUUGCUGGACGAGGGAGCUAAAGCUGAUGGAGAGUGUUUCUUUGUUCUGUUUGAGUCAUGUGGGAAACUGAAGUCACUUGAACAUGCCAAAAAAGUUCAUGAUUACUUUUUGCAGUCAACUUUUAGGGGUGAUCUUAAGUUGAACAACAAAGUGAUUGAAAUGUAUUCAAAGUGUGGGAGUAUGACGGAUGCAAGGAGAGUUUUUGAUCACAUGUUGAAUAGGAAUAUGGACUCAUGGCAUUUGAUGAUUGAUGGGUAUGCUGAUAAUGGAAUGGGAGAUGAUGGAUUGCAGUUGUUUGAACAGAUGAGGAAACUACAAAUGAAACCCGAAGAGAAAACUUUCCUUUCAGUUUUCUCAGCGUGUGCAACUGCCGAUGCAAUAGAAGAAGCAUUUUUACAUUUUGAUUCAAUGCAGACUGAAUAUGGAGUCACUCCAGGUGUUGAGCAUUAUCUGGGUCUUUUAGGUGUUCUUGGAAAAUGCGGGCAUCUUAUGGAGGCUGUAGAUUAUAUUCACAAGUUGCCAUUCAAGCCCACUGAAGAAUUUUGGGAGGCAAUGAGGAACUACGCUCGUAUUCACGGAGAUAUUGAUUUGGAAGACCAUGCUGAGGAGUUAAUGCUCAAUCUCGAUCCAGCAAAGGCAGUUGCUAAUAAGAUCCCAACACCCCCACCGAAGAAGCGUACUGCAAUAAGCAUGCUUGAUGGGAAGAAUAGGAUCAGUGAAUUUCGGAAUCCAACACUUUAUAAGGAUGAUGAGAAAUUGAAGGCCAUGGCUAGAAUGAAAGAUGCUGGCUACGUGCCUGACACAAGAUAUGUACUUCACGACAUUGAUCAGGAGGCCAAGGAGCAAGCUUUGCUGUAUCACAGUGAAAGAUUGGCAAUUGCAUAUGGUCUGAUCAGUACUCCAGCGAGGACGACUCUUAGGAUCAUCAAGAACCUCCGUGUGUGUGGAGACUGUCACAAUGCCAUCAAGAUCAUGUCCAAGAUUGUUGGAAGGGAACUAAUUGUGAGGGAUAAUAAACGGUUCCAUCAUUUCAAAGAUGGUAAGUGUUCUUGUGGAGACUACUGGUGAACAUAUAUUUAUAUAUCCACAAUACGAAUAUGACAUGGUUUGUAGAGUUACUGGAAUCAUCCGGCCAUAUGGGAUUCUGCGAAUGGAAGGGCUAGAGCUGCAAGUGUUUGGAAAUGAACCAGUCAUGGCCUUAUAAUGUAUGAAUCGGUUGUGUUCCAAAAGCUCAAUCAAUUAAUGAGUUUUCUUUUUGCAUCAACUGAUGGCUUAGUCUUUUCAUAACCUUAAAUCUUUCUUUUAUGCAAAUAUGUCUGAAGAUAGCUGCAACUAGAAAUUUGCAUUGGGAAGUUGCAAAUUCUUGUUCCAUUGGUCUGUAGAGUGCAGAUUAUAUCUCAAUUAUGGAAUAAAUACAAAAUUGAAUUCCUCCUA